AAACUUUUGUCUCGUAGGAAAGUAUAUCGAUGAACGCAAGCACCCCUGCGUAAACCAUCCAUAUUAUUUGACUAAUCAGUUCUAAAUCUUCUAGGCUAGACUGUAUAACCAGCCACUUAAAUUCAAGAAAGUAAUGUAGCACGUUGGUCACCCGAUGAUGCCUAAUGAGGAAUCUGUGUCUUCAGCAGCGUUUUCUUAGGUUGGUUCUGCUAUUAAAGUAAAAGCUGCUGCAAUUGUUGUGUUUGCAUCCUCAGGGAGAGCUGUUAGUUUGAUGUGCUUAACACGGGAAGAGGAUCAUUCGAAGAAAAAAAAUCCAUGAGCUACAGGUGCGAAUCAGACAAAUCAGAUUCAUUUAUUUCCGAGGAUUGACAUCAAACUAACUCCUAUCAAUUGUGUGUAAAAUUUUGGAGGCAAAGAAUAAAGUCAUGUUGUUAUUGGAUCACUGAAAACAAGCUGAUUUGAUCCGUUGAUUGGGGGGAUGCCACGGAUCAAGAUAACAGCAGGAAGGCUUCUGUGGUUUCUACUUCAUUGGAACAAAUGCAUUGGAAUCGAUGGACUGGUUUACUUGUUUAAGUCACUGCAAGGUCCAAGUGAAUAUGUCCAACGACGAGGCCAGGCUCCAGUUCACGGAUGGCAAGUUUAACUUGCACUGCAGUCCUUGCAAAAUAAAGUGCAGUUAUCAUAUCGAAAAGGAUGAAGACAUUGAUGUUACGACACCUACUGGCUCUAGUCUUCUUCAGCCCCCCAGUAUCAGUCAUUUGGUAUCUGAUUUGGGAAAGCUAGUUCCUUUUCCGGAUCUGUCUGAGCCAUCUGACACUGACCAAUCUAUAGGCGGCAGCAGCAGUAUUCAGGGGCUUUCAAGUGCCCUUGGUCAUAUUUGUUUGGGUACACCAGAUGGAGGUCAAAUGGGUACCAGUGCGACCACCCAGGAGGAAGGCAUUGAUGAGCUUAGUGAUAAGCAUGCUGGGUUCUUCAUUCAUCGCACAUUGAGCAGCUUGAAUUUAUCACUAGAAGAAACAGAGAAGCUAAAGGAGAAGUACGUAUUUGCCGAAACCAUGAGUAGAGAGGAUGCAUUGAAGAAGGUCAGGAAGAAACUUUUGCUGUGCAACAUUCAACAGAGGAAAUUCCCGCUCAAGAUGCCUAUGAAAGGAGCUGAUGUGUUUGUCUAUGAUGAAGAGUUGAGGCAGGUGUGUCGGCUUAGAAGGCCUGAGUAUUGUAUCGCUGAUCAGAAGUCUAAAAGGAUGGGGGAUCUACUCAUAUCUGUGAAGACUUGCUCAGCAAGGGAACAUCAGAACGCCUCCAAUUUCUUCAUUACAUGCCCCCAUGUCUUGUUAGUAAGGAAGACUUUGAAAAGUCUAUGAAGAAUUUGCGUGAGCUCACUACUGAGAUUACUACCCUGAUGGAGAUAAACAGACAUUCUCUGUACUUGACAGCAUUUCCGCAAGAUUUGACUAUUGGACCAGCUAUCUUAUAUGUUGAUGAGGAGGUAUUGGUGGAUUGCAACCUUGGAGGAUCAAGUGGGAAUCAAAUACCUUCUGACGUGGCGAGCAGGCAACAUCUCUUGCAUUAAAGUGCUCAGUUUCAAAAGAUCUUCUUGAUGAUCUGGAGAAAGCUAUUGAUAAAUUGGACCAGGAAGCACAUACUACACUGAACCAAAGACCUGUAGAACCUUGUGUAGUUUCCCGAGUUAGCACUAAAUGUGAAACAAAUAUUUUAAAAGGUAAAGUAUCUAUUAGAGCUCCUGAGGUGGUAAAAGGUCCAAAGAAGAAAAGAGAAGACGUACUUGAAAAGAAAGGGAAGAAAAAGAAGACUACAAACCAAAAAAAGGUACGUGGCUCCUUCAGUCCAAGGAGGAUAUACAAGUCUUUUAGCUGUCCUUCAUGAAGAUUCAUCAGCUGCUCGAAAAUUACAUUUUGAUGAAGUUUCAAAUUCUGCUACAUUUGAGCAAUAGUCAUAGUUUGAUAACUUUUAAAUAAACCACUGAACUGUAAUGUUCGAGUUGUACUGAUUCCGCGAUUCUAUAUUUUUCUGGACUUCACACAACUA
This is a messenger RNA of Panicum virgatum (switchgrass), 2046 nucleotides long. RefSeq lists its product as uncharacterized. The record is from RefSeq and is a predicted model, not a curated record. The transcript has 9 exons. Bases 552 to 1361 code for a protein of 269 amino acids. Lineage: Eukaryota; Viridiplantae; Streptophyta; Magnoliopsida; Poales; Poaceae.